AUGAGGCUCAAGAAGGAAAAUGUGAACUACUUUUUGGCGCUCUUUAAUUCUUUGUUCUUGGCUUGUGGUAUAUUACUAUGUUUGGCUGGAGCGUGGCUUCUGCAGGACACCAGACGUGUCCUUCUUUCAACUUUACUACUUUCUGCUGAGUCUCAUACAGGAUCGGGUUUGUUGCAUGGUUUACCACAGCCUAUACUGUUUUAUGCUGGUCUUGGUGGUUGCCUGAUUGGCCUGUACACCUGUAUUGUUGCUUCAAUUGGUUGCAGUGUUUCCUGCUGCUCUAAAAAUCGAUGUCUUGCAGUACUGUACUGCUUGAUGGUAACAGCUAUCCUAUUAGGACAAGGAUUAAUUUGUUUGGUAUUAUCUUUAUGGCCUUCCUGUUUAGGAUUAGAAUUAGACGCCACCUUGAUGGUUAGAGCAUUGCAGCGAAAUUAUGGAAUGCCUGGACAGGAGCAAUAUACGUUAGCAAUGGAUCUAGCCCAAACACAGUUCGAAUGUUGCGCCAUGAAUGAUGUGAUCAAUUAUGAUACCUCAUUAUGGAGAUUGCAAGGAAUGGGUCGUCGAGAGCUAGUUGUGCCAUAUACCUGUUGUCAUUUAUCUAAUGCUAAAGAUCCUGAUGGCUACUUAGAUCCCAAACCUGUGAAUGCAUCCAUGUGCGAAUCUUUGGAUUCUGAAGUUAACAUUUUUGGCAGAUAUCAACAAGGUUGCCUACCCGCCGUGGAACAAUGGUACCACCAGCACUAUACUAUCUUCUUAGCCGGAAGUCUCAUUUUUGUACUGAUGGAAUUUGCAGUUUUAUUAAGCACCCUUCUGACUUGUCCAAGAUAUUCUACAAAAGUUCAACCAUCGCCGGAACACCAAGCCAAACCAAUACACAUCAUCAGUACGCCAGAUGAAAUUGACCAAACCUUAUUCGACGAUGAUGUUGCUACUAGUCCUGAUUUAAGCUUGGAUUAUAUGCCACCAAGGCAAAUGUCUUAUAGGAAAAAUAGUAAUCAUUACAGACCUUAUACGAGACAUGCCCCAGCUUUUAGCUCAUUUAGAGGAUAUGUUGUAUAA
Molecule: messenger RNA, 1059 nt
Organism: Ctenocephalides felis (cat flea)
Lineage: Eukaryota; Metazoa; Arthropoda; Insecta; Siphonaptera; Pulicidae
Gene: Tsp68C
Product: CD82 antigen
Exons: 7
Coding region: 1-1059 (352 amino acids)
Cellular component (GO): membrane
Source: RefSeq, a predicted model, not a curated record